UUUCCGAUUUGAAAAGACGAAUUUGACCUCUGCAUCCGGAAUCCGUCCAGACGAACAGGCGUCUAUGAUUGCCUGGAGAUUGGUGCCUAAUCAGUUGGAGGAAGUCAUGAAAGUGUUCUGGAGGGGUUGGAUAGAAUUAUUGAGCACACCAGAUCCCGAGAUGAGCACUGCAAUCGACUUCAUUGAUGGUGGGAGGAGCUUUCCGAUCGGAUUUGAAGAUGCUCGAUUCCCACGCUCAUAAUGUUAUGCUUAUCGUUUCGGAUUUUGUUCUCCGAGGUUUUUGUCAACAGUAUGUACUUGCAAUAUCGAGUGGUCAGCUAUUGGGUCCCUCUCCUGGAGUUGAGCAACCAGAGUCGACCAGAAAGAAUGGGUCACUCGAUCGCCCACGUUCGUCACGAGUGCCUCCAUUCUUCCCCGCGUCCCAAUAUUCGUGUCGAUGGGAAAUAUCUUCGGUGUUUCUGAGCCCAACGCGUCUGCUGGCAGAUCCCUACAAUGGGGUGCAUGAUACUAAGAUUAUCCGUAUUCUGUGCAGACCUCCCUAUGUAAUUCAUCAAACUACACCGUUAAAAUAUCGGGGAAAGUUAGGCGAGCAGGAACCCUGUCCGCCCUCAAAUCGGCAAAAAAUAAAAAUAAAAAUGGCAAAAAGGAGUCACUUUGCGCUAGCGCGGUAUUCACGUACUGAGUUCUCAAUGGGGAAAGCGCAGCACUUCCUGUCAACAUGAGCUAGGCACCUUCCCGACAAGAUCAAGAUGGCAGAUUUUUUGGGCUGUCCAAAGACUGAGGUCUCGUCACGAUGCAAGACCCAUCCCUGUUUGAUCCGCAUGGGCAACCGCGCUCACGACGCACACUGCGCCGGCACAACUGACAACCAGUCCC
This is a messenger RNA of Cantharellus anzutake, 876 nucleotides long. RefSeq lists its product as uncharacterized. The coding region runs from base 186 to 722 and encodes 178 amino acids. NCBI's taxonomy places the organism in Eukaryota, Fungi, Basidiomycota, Agaricomycetes, Cantharellales, Hydnaceae. The transcript has a single exon. The record is from RefSeq and is a predicted model, not a curated record.